Dermacentor andersoni is the source of this 642-nucleotide messenger RNA. Lineage: Eukaryota; Metazoa; Arthropoda; Arachnida; Ixodida; Ixodidae. The record is from RefSeq and is a predicted model, not a curated record.
AUGGCCAUCUUUCUUUUCCAGUACUUUGCCGUGUUCCUUUGCGCUGCGACAGCGAUAGCUUCUGCAGGCCGCCAAUAUCGUGGGGUUGCCAACCGUGGAGCAGGGGGUGACCGUGGAGGAAACUACGGCGGCUACGGUGGGGGAAACCGCGGAGGCUAUCGCCGAGUAUACAGCGGCGGAGAUGGUGGACGCAACCGUGGCGGAUACGAUGGAGGCAAUGGCGGUGGAUACGGUAGCGGCUACGGCAGGGGCUCCGGCGACGGAAACGGCGGUGAUAAUGGUGGUGGCGACGCAGGUGGAAACGACGGAGGUGAUGGUGGAGGAAAUAGCGGAGGUUACAGCGGAAGAUACGGUGACAGCAAUGAUGGAGCCAACGAUGGAGGCAACGGCGAAGGCUACCGGGGCGGAAACGCUUUAGGCUACGGAGGCGGCUAUGGCGGUGGCUAUGGUAGAGGCUACGGAGGCGGCUAUGGCGAUGGUUAUGGUAGAGGCUACGGAGGCGGCUAUGGCGGAGGCAACGGCGGAGGCAACGGCGGAGGCAACGGCGGAGGCUAUGGCAGAGGCUACAGCAGAAGCUACGGCGGAGGCUACGGUGGAGGCUAUGGUCCAGGGUAUUUUCCAUUCUACGAGGAUCGUGCUUGA